Molecule: messenger RNA, 1666 nt
Organism: Osmerus eperlanus (European smelt)
Lineage: Eukaryota; Metazoa; Chordata; Actinopteri; Osmeriformes; Osmeridae
Exons: 10
Coding region: 254-1591 (445 amino acids)
Source: RefSeq, a predicted model, not a curated record
AUGAGGGUGAAGAUGUUGAGGAGAUGGUUGAUGAUGAGGUUGAAGAUGUUGAGGAGAUGGUUGACGAGGAGGUUGAAAGUCCAACAGACCGUUUUAAAGGCUACUUGGUCAAUUGGGCUCUUGAAUAUGGAAUAACAUUAGUUGCAUUAACAGCCCUGCUUUCGAUUCUGAGGUUCCAUCAUCCAACCUUGCCAAAAGAUGCAAGGACUCUCCUUAAUACCAACAGAGGCUACAUAAUUGACAGGAUUGCUGCAUGUUUCACAUUGUGGACUUUAUCUCUGCGGAGAAGAAGGAAACCGAAGUUGUGCCUUCAUCAUGGGUCCAGGAUGGCAUGAGCUACUGGCCGCCUUAUUCCUCCACAGAACGCUGCACAAGGGCAGUGAAACGUCAAGAAACACCUGACAAAACAUGGGGUCUGUUUGAUGUGAACAUCAGGUACACAAGAGACACAUAUGAAGAGGCUCGCCAUAAGCUUCCUAUGGCUGUGGUUCAAUCUGAUCUGCAGACAGAAGAGGAUGACCAUCCUGCAUACAUGAAGAGAAAAGGAAGGGGCAGAAAUACGCAAAUAUUCAGUGACACUGAAAGUGAGGAUGAACCAAGUGCCAAGUUUCCACGGAAGGACCGGUCAGUCACCUCUAAAGGUUUGCCACCUGCACCUGUCAUUAGACCUCCAGAGGACAGAAGAGAGACACCUGGGACCUCCAAUACACAAACAAGGACUGAGCCAAACAUUCAACAGCAGCUAUGCGAUCGUAAGUGUUACUUGUGGCUCCCACCAGAGACAUCUUCCCUCGGAAAAGCUCCAGAUUCAAAUUUGGAUGAAGUUCCAGAUUUGACCGACCUUCGACUUCCAAUGUCCUCGCUCGAAGAUUUGAAGAGAGUUGAGGGACAACUUUCAGACCAAGGCAUAAAAAAGAACUUGACCGCAUAUUUGGGACUGUCUGGAGGGAUGACCACCAAGGAGAAUGUGUGGAGAAUCCUCGGAAAGCUCCUUACAAAUGCCCUGGCCAUGAAAAUUAAUUGGAGAGGGGCCAAUGGGAAACAGGCCUUUGAACCUCUUGCCUUAAAAAGUGUUGUCAUCGGGCACCUGCCCACGCAGACAAUAAAAGAGGGCUUUUAUGAAAUAGCAGGGCUCUUCAGUGGAUUGCUGGUAGGGGACCGAGGGUACGCCUGUCAGCCCUUUUUGAUGACCCCCUAUCCGGACCCCAACACACGGCCACAGAAUUAUUUUAAUGUGGCCCUCAACCGAACAAGGGUCGAGAUAGAGAUGACCUUUGGGAUCCUGAAAGCACGCUUCAACUGCCUGCGUGGCCUCCGAGUGGCCCCAGACCGGGCUUGUCAAGUGGUGACAGCCUGUGUCGUGCUCCACAAUGUGGCCUCCAUAAGAAGGGAGAGAGCCCCACCUGUCAGCCAGCAACCCCCAGAUGUAGUAGACCCCAUCACCCUCGACUACCCUACUGGCAGGGCUGCCCCCGGAGUUCCUGAUGCGGAAAUAGAAAAGUACAUCAAGCGAUGGAUGCAGCUAUCCCCAGACAGAGAUGGAGGAAGAAAAAGGAGAGAGCGAGGGAGAAGUGACCAGACCGAAGAGUGAUGCACAUCCCAGAAUACCUGGCACAGCUUUACAAAAUAGAUUGUAAACCCCCCCAAAAAUGUUUUAUUCAAUUAG